ACGUGCAAAGUUAUGUAUAAAAGGUAAUUUCAAUGUACAUUUUGUUCUUUCGGUUUUCUGCUGUCGCGGAAAUUUACUGUGCAGUAUCAAUAGUUGAAAAUGUUUCGGCGUUUGGCCUGCUUAGUGUCUGCAGAUUUUAAAUUUAUUGAAGGAAGAUUAAAAUGUUACGCUACCAUCCAUACAACAACUACAUCAAGGUUCGAUGUGUUGCCAGAACAUUCUAAGAACAGUUAUCAACCAGUUGCCGAUUUCUAUGCAGGAAAGUCAGUUUUAAUUACCGGCGGAGCUGGCUUUUUAGGAAAGGUUUUUAUAGAAAGACUGCUCUUCAACUGUAGUGAAAUAGACAAGAUUUUUGUUAUUCUUCGAGAAAAGAAAGGUGUUAAUGUUAAACAAAGACUGCGAGAUGUAUUAGACAAUCCACUUUUUUCAAAAUUGAAGGAAACAAGACCAAAUGCUUUAGAUAAAAUUAUUCCUAUAGAAGGUGAUAUGGAAUCACACCAAUUUGGUCUAAAAAGUGAUGAUCGAAAAACUCUUUUAGAAAACGUUUCUGUGGUAUUUCAUUCAGCCGCUGAGAUUAGAUUCCACAAACCAUUGAAGUAUACUUUAAGAGUAAAUGUGGAAGGAACGCGGGAACUUUUGAACGUAUGUCGUGAAAUGAAUAAACUAGAGGCUUUUGUACAUGUAUCGACAGCAUACAGCCAGGCAGAGAGAAUACAGAUUGACGAAAUCUUAUAUCCAUCGCCACACCGGCUAUCUGAAGUCUACAAACUACUUGAGAAUAACAACAGUCCUAAGGAAAUGAAGCAGAUUUUAAAAGGCAAAUUGAAUAAUUAUACGUUUUCAAAGGCAAUGGCGGAGGCGCUGGUGGCAGAAGAACAUGGAAAUGUACCAACAAUUAUUGUACGGCCUUCUAUGGUUGGUCCAAUAAAAGGGGAGCCACUUCCAGGCUGGUUGGAUAACUGGAAUGGAGCCACUGGAUUGAUAUAUGACAUGGGCCGAGGAGUCAACAACAUUUUGCAUGGACAGAGAGAUAUAGUCCUUGAUAUCAUUCCAGUAGAUUAUACUGUUAAUCUAGCAUUAGUUGCAGCAUCGAAAUGCAGUGAUAACAAUGAAGUGAAGGUUUAUAAUUCCUGCUCCAGUUUAGAUAAUCCCAUAACUUGUGGACAUUUAGAGAAAGUAUCUUGUGAACAAUUUAAAAAAUUACAUAAUGGUAAAAGUUCAUUGAAAAUUUAUUUCUUCAAGUCACCUUGGAUGGUAUCUGUAGUGUCGAUGUUGUUUCAAUUGACGCCAGCUUACGCAGCCGACUUCUGGUUGCGAUGUAGAGGAAAGAAUCCGCGACACGUACAAGAACUAAAACUAGCAAUAUUACGUCGAGAUCUACUCAAGAACUUUACGUCGGUAUCGAGGUUCUGGAAAACAAAAAACACGCGCAGCCUGUACGCGACAUUAUCACAGCGGGAUCAAAGACAAUUCCCCUUUGACCCAACAAAUAUAUCUAUUGAUGAAUAUUUCGAAAAUUAUUUCAAAGGGAUUUAUAAAUAUUUAAAUGUAAAAAAGAAGUAAAUAUUUAUAUCAAAU
Papilio machaon (common yellow swallowtail) is the source of this 1578-nucleotide messenger RNA. RefSeq names its product putative fatty acyl-CoA reductase CG5065. The coding region runs from base 100 to 1563 and encodes 487 amino acids. The transcript is spliced from 11 exons. Gene Ontology annotation, cellular component: peroxisome. Lineage: Eukaryota; Metazoa; Arthropoda; Insecta; Lepidoptera; Papilionidae. The record is from RefSeq and is a predicted model, not a curated record. Gene Ontology annotation, molecular function: alcohol-forming very long-chain fatty acyl-CoA reductase (NADP+) activity. Gene Ontology annotation, biological process: long-chain fatty-acyl-CoA metabolic process.